UUUGCACAAACACCCUAUUGCCAGCCGAGCUGGCUCCGUCACAUGACCCCUCGAAACAUGAAACCCGGCCGGGCGCUCGGGCAAGUUUUGCUUCUCGUCCCAACACACGAGGAGUCGCCUGGCGGGCCGCGCGCAAAGGCGGCGCUAAGGGGAUCCGCGAGGAGGCGAAGCAGCCAGGGGAGUCAUCAGCGGGAAUCCAGCCUUUCUCUCUCGGGAACGAGCCGGGAAGCCCCCUUCAGUCCCUGCCGACUCGGAUGCCCGUUUGUCCGAGGCAGUCGCCUCGCCUGGCAGCAUGGACAAGUUCAAUAAAAUCACGGUGCCAGCGGGACAGAAGUUCAGGCAACUUCAAAAGAUAGUACACGAUAUCAAGAAAAAUGACAGCGGAAUAAUGAGCAAGUUCAAAAAGUUCCAAAAUGAACAAAUGGCCAUAAUUUGCAAAACUGGAAAAAAUACAUGGGAUCGGCUAACAAAUAAACCACCACCAAGUGUGCCACCAGUAGAUUAUAGAGAGGCAGAGGAAGAGGAACAGUGGUCAGAUGAAUUUGAUAGUGAUUAUGAGAAUCCUGAUGACCACUCUGAUCCUGAGAUGUACGUGGUUCCCACCGAAGAAAACCCUGAUGACAGCUAUGAGCCCCCACCAAGCGAGCAGGAAAAGAAGAUUCCAGCAGCCUUCUCAUGUGCUGGAGGAGAAUAUGCAGACAACAAGCGGCCUAGUCCACAGAAGCCUUGGCCCGUCACCAAACCACUGCCUACUUUGCCAAGCAACUCUUUAUCUAAACCAAAGAAACUGGCCACUUUGCCCUUGCCGCCUGCUGCUCUCAGGCCAAUACAACCACCUAAGCCUAAGGAUGAUGAGGCAGAUUACGUUGUACCUCUAGAAAAUGACGAUGAAGAAGAUAAUUAUAUUCAACCCACAGAAGAGAGCACUCCGCCACCUAAAAAACCCCCAGUGGUGAACAGAUUGAUCAAGCCCAUGCAAAAACUCGAUCCUCCCAGUUCGCCAGCAUUGCCCCCUGUUCCUGCAUCGCCUUCAACAUUAGAUGUCUAUGAGAUUCCCGAGGAAGAGGAAAAAGCACUCCCUCCAUUGCCCAGGAAUUCCAAGCAACUUCCUCCGAAACCUGGACAGAGACCUGAACCCAGAGGACACUCGCUUGAACACAAUGCAGCUAAAGAGCCCUUUAAACCUGACGUGCCCAGAAAUGUUUUGCCACUUCCUAGGAACCGGCCACCACCAAAAAUUGAACCGGAUAGCCUCGGAAUACAAGAUGAUGACAAUCUCAGCAGCAACAGCGCUCCAGAAUUCAAGGCUCCUUCUGCUACAGUCCCAUCUCCAUUUCCACGGAUUCCGAAAAAAUUACCAAAUCCAGCACUGCCAUCAAAACCAAGCCUCCCUGACAGAGAUCACCUAACUGUUAUUGAAGAUAAACCUAUACCAGCUGAACGCCGGCGCGUUUCCAAUCAUGAUAUCCCUCUUCCACCCAUCCCACCCAGCAUCCAAAAACCGCUGCCUCCGAAGCCAGCAACGCUGCCAAGACUCCCAGAACCCGUGAACCGCACCUCAUGUGCUCCACGUAGUAGUAGCCUGCAAGGUGGUUCUACUGCAGCAGAACAGGAUGCCAGCGUUCAUGGUAAAGCAUGGUUUAUGGCUUCAAGUGAUCGAAAAACAGCUGAAGAUGCAUUAUACAAAUCAAACACGGAUGGAUCUUUCCUAGUAAGGAAGAGUUCAGGACAAGACUCAAAGCAACCAUAUACACUUGUUGUGCUUUAUAACAAGAGAGUAUAUAACAUCCCAAUCCGAUUUAUUGAAUCAACAAGACAGUAUGCUCUGGGCAGAGAAAAAAGUGGCGAAGAGCACUUCAACAGUGUGGCUGAAAUAAUAGAUAAUCAUCAACGGACUUCUCUCGUUCUCAUUGACAGUCAAAACAACACAAAAGACUCAACCAAACUGAAAUCUAUUGCUAGAGUAUCAUAACUGCACUGAAGAUCCACGGGGGGAAAUCUUCCAGCCCUUAUCUUCUGAGAAUUUAAGAUUGAGCAUCUUAAUAAGAAAGCUUUACACCAAGCACCAGAGCCUGAGAAGACCACACAAUGUGUAAGAAGAGAAAGAGAGAUUUUAUUUGAUAUAGUUACCCAGUCUUUGAAUAACCUACUGGUUGGCUGAAUGAUGAAGUGGCAAUUUUACAGUCACACCAGCCUCUAAGUUGUUAUGUACUUGAAUGUACUUAGGUACUUUUAAGAUGUUCCAAGUCCAGGUAAAGUAUUCCUUGACAAGCGAUAUAUUCAGAAGAAGUGUACCAGCUACAUCUUAACUGUUCUUAAAGCAACUUCUUGGGAAAAUUCACAUUUGUUAAACCAGGAUGUCUACGCCAAAAUGAGCCAUCAUGGAACAAGCUAAAAACUGGACCUUUUUUUCCCUGGGACAGGUCUAAAAAUUCAGUUCUAUUUAAUGUAAUGCAGUAGAUUUGUAUUGGCUUCAACUGUGCUAGUUGAGAGCAUUGUUACAUGUUUAUUAAAUGUACAUAUAAAUAAGAAUAUAAAAAGCCUAUGAUAGAGCAUAGUUCUAUGCAAUUGUGACUGAGUGUACUUGUUGUAAUCUUUCACAUUUAAAGUACAACUUACCUACCUCUCAAAUUAUAUUAAAAUGGGACAUAAUCGCACACCUCUGCUUUUUUAGAAAUGGGUAACAGGCAAAUUCCUUGUGCUAAUCAUUUUACUGAUUGUGGGCAUGCAGGAUCAGCUAUCAAGGUUAGACUUAAGUUUGGAAUUUUAGACUGUGCACAAUUUAGGACAGGUGGGUAUAAAAUGAAAGUCUAAUCAUUAACUGAUUCUUGCGGGGAGGGGGGUGUAUUUUCCUCCAUCACAGAAUUUAAGACAAGAUAGAAGGCACAACUUUGUAGUGAAAAACAUUAUGGCUUGGAUCCAGCAAGCUAGUCACAGUGCUCAUGGAGCUUUUCCUAUAAUUAGCAAAGAGAGCUCUCUGCGUUUCUUGCCUUCUGUCAGUGAAACUAGAGUUGAGAUUUUGCUCCAAUUUUCCAAAGGACAACCCCCUUAUUUCUAAUCAAUGGCCUUAUUCCCCACCUUCCUUUUCCUUCCAGAUAUAUUUUGCAUCAGUUGCAUUUUACUACAUCCCAAUUGUUAUCUAAAUAAUUUUCCACUUGCUUCUGAGUUAUGCUAGAAUUUUUUGGACACAGAACACGUGGCUUGCCUUCCUGUUACUUCAAAACUGAGUAUUUUUCUUAAAACUCCAAUUUCUAUAAUACAGUGUUUCUAAAUGAGAAUUGACAGCAAAGACCUGGGGUCACGUUUUUUGUCAAAGCUCUGAUAACUACUCUCCUUCAGAAGGGAAAUGUAUUUCUGCUCAAAACUACACGCUUGUAUGAUUGUAUAGCCAAAUGAUUUUCAGCUCUCAUCUCAAGGUGAAUAAAGGUAAUUGAACAAUG
Podarcis muralis (Common wall lizard) is the source of this 3440-nucleotide messenger RNA. Lineage: Eukaryota; Metazoa; Chordata; Lepidosauria; Squamata; Lacertidae. The record is from RefSeq and is a predicted model, not a curated record.